Molecule: messenger RNA, 2236 nt
Organism: Eriocheir sinensis (Chinese mitten crab)
Lineage: Eukaryota; Metazoa; Arthropoda; Malacostraca; Decapoda; Varunidae
Gene: mRF1
Product: peptide chain release factor 1-like, mitochondrial
Exons: 10
Coding region: 788-2113 (441 amino acids)
Biological process (GO): translational termination
Molecular function (GO): translation release factor activity
Source: RefSeq, a predicted model, not a curated record
GGUUGACAGUGAUUAGCAUUAGCAACACGAAGACAAAUACACAGACAAAUGCUAGAUAAGAUCAUAAACAAUUUAGUAGACAGCAGGUUGACAGUGAUUAGCAUUAGCAACACGAAGACAGAUACACAGACAAAUGCUAGAUAAGAUCAUAAACAAUUUAGUAGACAGCAGGUUGACAGUGAUUAGCAUUAGCAACACGAAGACAAAUACACACAACAAAUGCUAUAUAAGAUCACAUACAAUUUAAUAUACAGCAGGUUGACAGUGAUUAGCAUUAGCAACACGAAGACAUAUACACAGACAACAAAUGCUAUAUAAAAUCACAUACAAUUUAAUAUACAGCAGGUUGACAGUGAUUAGCAGUUCAGGGGAAUGUGGCUGUAAUUACCCAGUUGUAUUUACCUAGUUGUAGUUUUACAGGGCCUGGGCUUUACGCUCGUAUGGUCCCGUCUCCGUAUCUACAUUUAUCCAACUUUUCCUUAAAGCUUUGCACACUUCUCGCCGAUACUACAUCCUCACUUAGUCUGUUCCAAACCUCUAUAUUUCUUUGCGGGAAGCUAUAUUUGAUUUGAGUGCCGUGAGAUGGGAAGGUUAGGAUUUACAUCACCAGGGUCCAGAGAAAGAAUGUAUCCCCUGGACCCUGUGUCAUGCCCCAGGAGAAAUUAAUCAAGACCAGGAGAGGGUAUUCGCCGGCUGCCUGGGCUGGGAUUGAACCCGUGACCAGCGUGACGAGAGAGCCACUCCCUGCCGAGUCGGCCAAAGAGAUUUCCUAUAAAGGCCCGGGAGUAUGAGACAAAUCCUACAGUCUGGUUUGGCCCGAAGAGCAACACAUAUUUUGCAUAUCAGAGAAUGUUGCCUCUCCUGCAAACAUGUGGCAGUGCAGCCUCAAAUAUCUGUCAACAAGUUUCUUAUAACUAAAAGAUUAUUUGGAUCAUUGGCACAUGAAUACACAGCUUCAGUGAGGAAGAGUAAGUGGACUCAUUUUAAAGGUGAGCAAAUUCUUACUCACAAGAGAUGGAUGAGCAAGUCCAGUCAACCAGACCUAGAAGAACUGUCUCUAGAUAACCCCAGAGUGCAGGCCUACCUGAGGAGGCUGAGGAAAGACCAUGAGCAGAGUGAAGCAAGGGCACAGACAGCCAAGGACCAAGCACACCUCAUGAUGCUGCUGGACCAGGUGGAACAAGUUCAGUCCGAGAUGAAGGAACUGUCUGCCUUGGCUGAAAGCAAUGAAGGGGGCAAAGAGAUGCAAGACCUGGCCAGAGAGGAAUUACAGGAAGCCAGACAGAAGCUGCUGGAUAUGCAAGAGGAGGUCUUGAGUGCACUUGUUCCUGAGGAGGUGGUGGAUGACAGGAAUGUGGUGGUGGAGGUGAGUGCUGGGGUGGGGGGACAGGAGGCCAUGCUGUUCUGCCAGGAAGUCUUCAACAUGUACCUGUCCUACGCACAAUACAGAGGCUGGGAGGAGCAAGUCAUUGACUACGAGACAACAGAAAUUGGUGGCCUGAGGCAUGGGUCCAUCGUGCUAAAUGGUGAUUACGUGUAUGGCAGCCUCAAGUAUGAGGGAGGCACCCACCGUGUCCAGCGCGUGCCCAAGACAGAGAAAGCUGGCCGGGUGCACACCUCCACAGUGUCUGUCGCUGUGCUGCCUCAGCCCUCUGAGAUUGACAUUCAGAUAGCAGAAAAAGAUCUGAGGAUUGAGACCAAGCGGGCCAGCGGGGCGGGCGGCCAGCACGUCAACACCACAAACAGUGCCGUGAGAAUAACUCAUCUGCCGUCAGGGUUGUUUGCGGAGAGCCAGUCCGAGCGGUCACAACACAGGAACAGAGACAACUGCAUGAGGAAGCUGCGUGCUCGCCUCUACCAGCAGCAGCUUGACCACGACACACACCAGUACACCUCCAACAGGAAGCUGCAGAUUGGGGGCAGGGGGCGCUCCGAGAAGAUUCGAACUUACAAUUACCCUCAGGAUCGCGUCACCGACCACAGGGUGGGAGUGUCCCUUCACAACCUGGCAGCCUUCAUGAGUGGCACGGACACCUUCCAUGCACUUGUGUGUCAGCUGCUGGAGGAGGGUCAGAGGGAGGCUCUUCAGGAGAUCAUUUUCAGCAAGAACUGAGUUACCUUUGUUGCUGUGGAUUCCUUGUACAUUAUCCAAUGGUUUUACUUGAGGUAUGCUGAUCUUAUCUGCUAUUACAGCCAUGGCAAGUUUUGAGACCCAUUAAAAUAACCCAGAGUUGGA